AUGCCAUUAACCCAUUCAGACUCUUUUGAAGAGCUCUACAACAGAUCAGCAGAUAUACUUAGUAAAGUAGCAAAUUUUGCACUACUCACUGCAGCUGAUUCAUCUAUCAGAAAUGAUAAUGCAAAUAAAAGUAAAAUCUCACUUGACAUUACUAAUCCAGAAGAUAGAGAAAUGUUUACACUAACAAGAUUAGGAAGAUCACUAGGCUAUAUUUACUUAGAGAAUAAUAAGAAAAAUUCCAGAUGCCUCAGAAAUUUGAUAGAACAUUUCAAAAUCAAAAGACAGGAAAAAUCUGUUAGUUGGUUACCCUCAAAGCUACUGUUGGUAGAAGCGGGAUUCUUCUUAAUUGAGGAUAAAGGUAAUUUAGUCAAAGUUCUAAAGAUGUUUAACGAUUCAUUGAAGAAGGGUAUUGUGAAACCUGUUUUACGUGAAGAACUUGUAGUGCAACUCAUUCUAAUUCUUGUAGUCAGAUACCUUAAGAAAAGGUGGUUUAGUUUUUCCAUUAUUCUUAGAGAUUUUGUUCAGCUGUUCUAUUUAGAUAAUGAACAAGCACUCAAGUACAUUCUGAAUGGUCGUGUGGCCUUCACACAUUUUGUUUCAGUUGAUUACGUAUCAAAUAAAGAAGAACUUAAAGGAUAUUAUCACUGCUAUAUUGCAAUUAUCUUUAAACUUAAUCAGCAAGCAGCUGAUCUGAUGAUCCUAAUAUUGCUUGCAAAUUGGCAUCCCUAUGUAAGUGCAGAUAAGAAGUAUCCCUCGUUAACCAAGAUACGUCCUAAACAAAUUUUUACAAGUGAAAAUCUUGAGAAUUAUAGUGAAGAGUACUUAAGCAUUUAUUGGUUACUCAGGUACACUG
Molecule: messenger RNA, 853 nt
Organism: Funneliformis caledonium
Lineage: Eukaryota; Fungi; Glomeromycota; Glomeromycetes; Glomerales; Glomeraceae
Source: the annotation of a GenBank genome assembly